Molecule: messenger RNA, 4149 nt
Organism: Pectinophora gossypiella (pink bollworm)
Lineage: Eukaryota; Metazoa; Arthropoda; Insecta; Lepidoptera; Gelechiidae
Exons: 16
Coding region: 36-3842 (1268 amino acids)
Molecular function (GO): oxidoreductase activity; FAD binding; iron ion binding
Source: RefSeq, a predicted model, not a curated record
UGCGUCGUCAGUUACAAUCGCACGGUGAAACAAAAAUGUCUUGUAUAGAAUUCACGGUCAAUGGGAAAAAAUGUUCAGUGACAACAACACUAGCUCGAGAGACGUCACUGAAUGCCUAUAUACGUUACACUCUCGCGCUGCCCGGCACCAAGGCGAUGUGCCAUGAAGGCGGCUGCGGCGCAUGCGUCGUGAUGGUGCGCGCGCGCCGACAACCCAGCGGGAAGAUCGAGACUUUCUCUGUCAAUUCCUGUCUAGUAUUAGUGUUCUCUUGCAAUGAUUGGGAAAUCACCACUAUCGAGGGAGUCGGCAACCGGCUGGACGGCUAUGAUGAGAUCCAGAAGAGAGUGGCAGUUUUCAACGCGACGCAGUGUGGCUACUGCACGCCCGGAUGGGUCAUGCAUUUGAACAGCUUGAAAGACAAGCAUCUGACGAUGGAAGAAAUGGAAAAGGCUUUCGCCUGCAACACCUGCAGGUGCACAGGCUUCAGACCAAUCAUGGACACUGUAAAAUCAUAUGCAGUGGACGCGAGUCCGCAUCUUUGUCAGAAAAUCCAAGACCUGGAAGACCUCACUGUUUGCACUAAGACCAAGAAAAACUGCCAAAGAAAAUGCUCAACAAAAAGCAUUGAAGACGACUGGUGUGUCAUUAGUGAUGUGAAGAUGAAAGUAGAAAAAACUAUAGCACUAAAUUUUGGAAAGACAAUGUUCUAUAAGGUUUAUGAUGAGGAAGAGAUUUUUGAUAUCCUGGACAAGUAUGGUGAAGAUUCGUAUAUGUUUGUCGACGGGAAUACUGCUAAAGGUGUUUAUGAAAACUUCGAAUAUCCGCGCGUUUUGAUAGAUAUUAGUGAAGUGACGUCACUGAAACUGUAUAAGUUCGACCAGAACCUUGUUAUAGGAGCUAAUAUGUCCUUGGAAGAUUGUAUAACCUUGUUCAAAGACACUGCAAAAUCAAGGAGUGACGAGUUUGGAUAUUUGGCCGAGGUUGCUAAACAUCUAGAUCUUGUUGCCCAUAUGCCUGUGAGAAAGAUUGGUUCUUUAGCCGGUAAUCUGAUGGUCAAACAUGCGAUGCCGGAUUACCAAUCCGACGUAUUUCUGCUUCUAACCGCUAUUGGCGCCGAUGUUACAAUUCGUCGUAAAAAUGGUAAUAGGAAUACUUUGACAAUGCUCGAAUUUCUAAAGUACGAUAUGGUUGGAGCUCUGAUGGUGAAUAUAGAAUUACCACCAAUGAGCACUUCACACACACUCAGGACUUAUAAGAUUAUGCCGCGCCAUCAAAAUUCCCUGGCUCUCGUCAAUGCAGCGUUUGUACUUAAAUUGAACGGAAGAAUUGUAGACGAAAUAACUAUUGUCUUCGGGAAUAUAUCAGCUGAUUUCAACCACGCUAUUAAAACAGAAAAAUACUUAAAAGGAAAGGAUUUAUUCACUGCUGAUACUUUGCAAUGCGCUAUAAAGAUUCUGAAGGAAGAAAUAGUACCGAGCGAAAAUCCUCCUGAACCAAAUCCAGAUUGCCGGCUCAAAAUAGCUAUUGGACUAUUUUACAAGUUUGUCUUAAGUAUCAGCCCGUCAGGCGUACCAUCUUCACGAAACAGAUCUGGUGGACAACUCCUGAAGCGCCCUGUCUCCAAGGGUUACCAGGACUUUCAGACUGAUAAGACACUGUACCCUCUGAACGAGCCAGUUCCUAAGUAUGAAGCCAUGAUACAAAGCGCUGGUGAAGCGCAGUUUGCUAACGAUAUACCGCCUCUACCCCAUGAAGUAUUUGGUGCUUUUGUACCAUCAACUAUACAUUCUGGGGAGGUUGAUAAAGUCUAUACGGAUGUCUUGGACAUUGAAGGUGUCGAAGCAAUCUUAACAGCGAAAGACAUUCCUGGCAAGAACUCGUUCACCUUGCCAGGCAUACAGCUACAAACUGAAGACGAAGAAAUUCUUGCUAAUAAUAAAGUAAAAUUUUACGGUCAACCUGUCGCAAUCGUAGUAGCUCAAACUGAAGAGCUGGCAGCUAGUGUAGCCAAGAAAGUCAAAGUUACUUAUAAAAACGUCAGCAAUACUGCACCAGUCCUGACUAUUGACGAAGCCAAGAAAGACGACAAAAGAUACGCACCAAGCGAAGCUAGUAUCAAACCUAAAGGUCAAGGAGAAAGCGUUAAAAAGGUCAUCAAAGGUGUGUACGAGAUUGGCGCACAGUAUCAUUAUUAUAUGGAACCGAUAUCUUCGGUUGUUGUACCAGUAGAUCAAGGAUUGGAAGUAUACGACGCGACACAGUGGAUGGACCUAACUCAAAUUGCGAUUGCGCAGUGUUUGGGAAUCAAUGAAAGCAAGGUUGUUGUAAAAGUUCGCCGAGUCGGUGGCGGUUUUGGCGGCAAAAUCAGCCGAAACGUGCAAGCGGCCACGGCUUGCGCCUUGAUAGCUUCCAAGUUGAAUAAGCCCUGUCGUUUCAUUCUGCCAUUACAGACGAAUUUGACCAUAGCUGGCAGAAGACUUCCCGCUCAAUGCGAUUAUGAGGUGGGUGUAGACGAUAAUGGCAAGAUCCAGUACUUAAACGCUACUAUUAUAGAAGACGACGGUUGUUCACACAACGAAAACAUUCUGGACUUCACAGUCGGAGGCUUCCCCAACUGUUACAACACUGACUACUUCAGCUUGAAGACUGCGUCUGUGCUUACUGACCUGCCUUCUAACAGUUUUGCUAGAGCCCCAGGCACAUCCGAAGGUAUGGCCAGUAUCGAACACAUUAUGGAACACAUCGCUUUUGCUGUCCAAAAAGAUCCGACUGAAGUUAGAAUAGCCAAUAUGAGGACUGAUGAUAACGACCUACCUAAACUCAUUGAAGAAUUAAAGAAGGACUGUGAUUACGUCAAACGGGAACAAGAGAUCAAACAGUUCAAUCGAGCGAAUCGUUGGAUAAAAAAAGCUAUCAAAAUCAGCGUCAUGAGUUUCCCUGUUCAGUUCUACGGAAAUUAUAGUGCCAUGGUCUCAAUUUACAGAGGAGAUGGCACAGUCACAGUUACCACUGGAGGUGUAGAGAUGGGACAAGGAGUUAAUACAAAAGUAGCUCAAGUCUGCGCUUACGAAUUGGGGAUUCCAUUAGAUACAGUAUCAGUUCUGCCACAUCACUCUUUUACGGCAGCUAAUAAUGUCUUCUCAGGGUCUAGCAUUGUAAGUGAGAGUGUCUGCUAUUCAAUAAUUAAGGCUUGCGCGAUGUUGAAGGAAAGACUGGAACCUAUCAAGCAGAAGCUGACAGACCCAACGUGGCUGGAAAUCAUCCAGAAAGCAGGGGAGGAAGAAGUAGAUCUAACAGCGAUUUAUAUGAUGACAGAUAAAGAAGAAGACUUAUCCAACUACAGUGCAUUUGCCGUGGCUAUAUUGGAAGUCGAGCUGGACUGCUUAGUCGGAAGAUAUGAGAUUGUGAGGGUCGAUAUCUUGGAAGACGUCGGGUUGAGUGCUAACCCUAAUAUCGAUAUUGGCCAGGUCGAAGGUGGCUACGUGCAAGGUCUGGGUUACUUCACGUCUGAGAAGCUGGUGUACGAUAAGGGAACAGGCAAACUCCUGACGAACCGUUCUCUCAAUUACCACGUACCUUUAGCUCUAGACAUUCCUGCUGACUUCAGAGUCAAACUGCUCUACAAUUCCAAGAAUGUUAAGGGAGUCCUUGGCUCAAAAGCUGUUGGUGAAAUGGGAGUAUGCACUGCUCACGGUAUAACCCACGCUUUACGAGAAUGCAUUAACGAAUCGAGAAGGGACUCUGGUUACGAUGCCACCGAAUGGAUUAACAUAGAUAUUCCCUACGAUACAGAGUCAAUACUGAAAGCUCUAGCAGUCAAAUACGACGAGAUGGUAUUCUAAUAAAGAAGUAGUAGUAUCUUAAGCAAAAACCUUGUAAGAGCUACAGAGUUCGUGAAGUAUUUGCGCCAAGUGCUCGUGUGCCAAAUCGUAUACCGGCAACUGUUUAUUACAUGUCGUUAUGUUGUUAUUUCUAGGUAUAAUUUUGUUCAAGUACCGUGUAAUGUUACUAUAAUUAUUUCCACUAUUUUGUUUGAGCCAGCAGUUAAACGUGCAUUAGCGGGGGUUUUUUUUAUUUCCCUAUAGAUUUUGUACUAUUUUUACAGUUAUAUACCUAUGUAGGUACUUAGAUAAAUAAAACAUAUUUUUU